Molecule: messenger RNA, 1345 nt
Organism: Ochotona princeps (American pika)
Lineage: Eukaryota; Metazoa; Chordata; Mammalia; Lagomorpha; Ochotonidae
Gene: LRRC28
Product: leucine rich repeat containing 28
Exons: 10
Coding region: 80-1183 (367 amino acids)
Molecular function (GO): protein binding
Source: RefSeq, a predicted model, not a curated record
CCCGGCUCCGCGCCCCGAGAGAUGGGCCGACCCUGACGACAUGUAGUGCUGCAGUGUGCCUCCAGGGAUACGUGCGGCCAUGGCAUCUGAGCUUUGUAAGACCAUCUCUGUGGCAAGGCAGGAAAAGCACAAGAAUUUGUUCCUGAAUUACAAGAAUCUACACCAUUUCCCGGUGGAAAUGCUCAAAGACGGAGGACUGCAGCACUUGGAGAGGCUUUAUAUGAAAAGGAACUCCCUGACCAGCUUGCCGGAAAACCUUGCUCAGAAGCUUCCAAACCUUGUGGAACUGUACCUUCACUCCAACAGCCUGGCUGUGAUUCCGGAAGCCAUUGGGUCCCUUGCAAAACUCCAGUGCCUGGAUCUUAGUGACAAUGCCUUGAAAGUUGUUUGCCCGGAAAUUGGUCGUCUGAGAUCACUACGUCAUCUGCGGUUAGCUAACAACCAGUUGCAGCUCCUCCCGCCAGAGAUUGGCGAUCUGAAGGAGCUGCAGACGCUGGAUGUCUCCGCCAACCGUCUGCUGACCUUGCCCGAGAGGCUGCACCUGUGCCUGGCUCUGCAGUACCUCACCGCUGACUGCAACCACCUCUGCCAUGUGCCGCGCCACCUCUGCCAGCUGCCCAGCCUCAACGAGCUCUCCAUGGCUGGAAACCGCCUUGCGUUUUUGCCACUUGAUUUAGGUCGCUCUCGAGAACUUCAGUACGUGUAUGUGGAUAACAACCGCUCCCUGAAAGGCUUGCCGUCGUACCUGUACAAUAAAGUCAUCGGGUGCAGUGGCUGCGGUGCCCCUCUCCACAUCCCCGAGGUGAAGCUUCUUUCUUUUUCCUCUGGGGAGCUGACCGUGUUCCUCCCUACCGAGGUGAAGGCCAUAGGGACUGCGAGUGACCGUGUCCUGCCGCUGCAGGAGCUGGCCAUGAGGAGGCUGCACCACACCUGCCACACUCUCCUGAAAGAUUUGAACUUUCUGUCUCCGAUCUCGUUACCCAAAAGCCUGCUGGAGCUGCUGCACUGCCCCCUCGGGCACUGUCACCGGUGCAGUGAGCCCAUGUUCACCAUCGUCUACCCCAAGCUCUUUCCCUUGAGAGAGACGCCCAUGGCUGGCCUGCACCAAGGGAGGACAGCUGUGAGCUUCGUGGCUUACUGCUGCUCCAGCCAGUGUCUGCAGACUUUCCACCUGCUGAGCUGACAAGCCCUGCGCAGCCACCGCGGCUCUGCCUGCUCCACACUGCGCUCUAUACUGCGGCCGCCUCAGCAGGGGCAGAAGACUGCAGGCAGGCCGGACCAGGCCCUCUCGCCCUGCUCUGUCCAGUGUGGGCACUGCAGAACUCUGUGGAACUGUUGUGAUGGG